This is a messenger RNA of Bufo bufo (common toad), 3675 nucleotides long. RefSeq names its product protein tyrosine phosphatase receptor type E (gene PTPRE). Lineage: Eukaryota; Metazoa; Chordata; Amphibia; Anura; Bufonidae. Gene Ontology annotation, molecular function: protein tyrosine phosphatase activity. The record is from RefSeq and is a predicted model, not a curated record. The transcript is spliced from 20 exons. Bases 258 to 2384 code for a protein of 708 amino acids. Gene Ontology annotation, biological process: protein dephosphorylation.
UGCUCCUCCAGUGUGUGGGAUAGGCUGCCCGUGACUUCCAGCCCUGGCCCCGGUUCACACUCUGCGCUGAGGAUGCGGGCGCUGUAGGGCAGUGACUGGCAUUCCCCGCUGCCCACAGCUCUGGCACCGGCUGCACAUGGGAGGAUUGCUUCUCUUUCCGCUCGGGACAUGAGGCGCAGCGGCUGCGGGGAGAGCAGCGGCGGCCCCGGGGAGAGCAGCGCACGGGCAGCCGCUCCAGUGUGAACGCGCGCCAGGCGAUGACAGCUCCGGAGGCGCACUGCAGCCUGCAAAUAAUCAUGUUGGGACGGCUCUGGUCACCGGCGAUCUACUUCUGUAUUACACUUGGCCAAGGGUGGACAGAGGAAGUGAAUCAGACAGCAUCAUCAUAUUCCACACUACCAAAUACUACAGAAACACCUUUGACUGACACUUCCUCGCUCCUGACAUCCGUCCUGGUGCCUUUGCUUGUUUGCUUUCUGCUCAUUUUGCUGGCUGGCUACCUUCUAAGGUCCAGAAAGAGUCGUAAGGCGGACGUGAACUCCGGUGACAAGAAGGUCCCAAAUGGAAUCUUGGAAGAACAAGAGCAGCAACGGGUGAUGUUACUGAGCAGCACGCCCACUGUGGUCAAGAAAUACUUCCCGAUUCCAGUGGAGCAUUUAGAAGAAGAGGUCCGGAUACGAUCAGCAGAUGAUGGGAAGCUCUUUCGAGAGGAGUACAACUCGCUACAAUCUGGGAAUUUCCAAGGAACAUUUGAAGUGGCCAACAAGGAAGAGAACAAGGAAUCCAACCGAUAUCCCAAUAUCCUGCCCUAUGACCACUCCAGAGUCGUGCUGACAGCAGUUGAUGGAUCCUUAUGUUCAGACUACAUUAACGCCUCAUACAUAGAUGGCUAUAAAGAGAAGAAGAAGUUUAUAGCGGCGCAAGGCCCCAAGCCAGAGACCGUGAACGACUUCUGGAGGAUGAUCUGGGAGCAGAAGUCUGCCACCAUAGUCAUGCUCACCAACCUGAAGGAAAGGAAAGAGGACAAAUGUUACCAGUACUGGCCCGACCAAGGCUGCUGGAUUUAUGGGAAUAUCAGAGUUUCAGUAGAAGACGUCAUUGUUCUGGUGGACUACACCAUCCGAAAGUUCUGCAUACAACCUGUUCAUGAUGGCUGCAAGGCCCCCAGGCUGGUAACGCAGUUACAUUUUACCAGCUGGCCCGACUUUGGAGUGCCCUUCACACCCAUUGGCAUGCUAAAAUUCCUCAAGAAAGUCAAAUCCGUCAAUCCAGCACAUGCUGGACCCAUCGUUGUUCACUGCAGCGCCGGAGUUGGCCGGACAGGCACGUUCAUGGUCAUAGACGCUAUUAUAGACAUGAUGAACGAAGAAAAGAAGGUCGACGUUUUCGAUUUUGUUUUGAAAAUCCGUGGUCAACGCCCCCAAAUGGUUCAAACUGAUAUGCAGUAUUCAUUCAUUUACCAAGCCUUACUAGAGUACUACCUCUACGGUGACACAGAACUUGAUGUGGCCUCAUUAGAAAAGCACCUUCAGACAUUGUACAGUCCGGCACCGCCCUUCGAGAAAGUUGGUCUAGAACAGGAGUUUAAAAAACUAACAAAUGUUCGAAUAAUGAAAGAAAACAUGAGGACGGGGAACCUGCCGGCCAACAUGAAGAAGGCCAGAGUCAUCCAGAUUAUCCCAUAUGACUUCAACCGAGUGAUUCUGUCAAUGAAGAGAGGGGAAGAAUACACAGACUAUAUCAACGCUUCCUUUAUUGAUGGCUAUCGACAGAAAGACUAUUUUAUCGCAACUCAAGGUCCUCUGCCGCAUACGGUGGAGGAUUUCUGGCGGAUGGUGUGGGAGUGGAAGUGUCACACAAUUGUGAUUCUCACAGAACUGCAGGAAAGGGAGCAGGAAAAAUGCUGCCAGUACUGGCCGUCCGAGGGCUCUGUGACCCAUGGAGAAAUAACUAUAGAGAUGAAGAGUGACCGUUUACUAGACGCCAUCAGUGUCAGAGACUUCUUAGUUACAAGCAAUCAGGAGAAGCAGGCACGGCUGGUUCGACAGUUCCAUUUUCAUGGCUGGCCUGAGAUAGGAAUUCCCGCAGAAGGGAAAGGGAUGAUCGAUCUUAUUGCAGCCGUCCAAAAACAGCAGCAACAGACGGGCAACCACCCAAUCAUUGUACAUUGCAGCGCUGGAGCCGGCAGAACAGGGACAUUCAUUGCCCUCAGCAAUAUCCUGGAGCGAGUGAAAGCCGAAGGACUACUUGAUGUUUUUCAGACUGUGAAAAGUUUACGAAUGCAACGGCCGCACAUGGUGCAGACACUGGAACAGUAUGAAUUCUGCUACAAAGUGGUACAAGACUUUAUUGACAUAUUUUCUGAUUACGCCAAUUUCAAGUGAAGGACUUGAGCGCGGUUUAUACAAAGGACUAAUUCAUAUGAUAUAUUUUAUUGUUAAUUUAUCUCGUUUCUGGUUCUCUGCUUUUUUGUAUUCUUCUCUGCUACCAAAUAACAAACGCUCUCUGCUUCUGGUUUAACAUCCGGUAUGGUAUGACUUAUUACAGAUUCCAAUACCAUAAAAAAAACUAAAAAAUAUAAAAAAUACCUUCCUGAUGUGAAGAAGAUAGCGGAUGGAUGUAAAGUAAUGUAUAUAUUUAUUUAUUUACUACACGGCAUGUAUAUUAUGGAAGCAAACAUUUUCCUAUACGCCAGGUUAUUUUUAUUUUUAAUGGCAUAAAUAAGAAAAUGUGACGGGGGAGCGUCCGUCUAGUCUGUACAGUGUCUGAAUUUCAUGCUGCAAUGUAAGCAUUCCUCUGGUAAAUCUCCUUCAUCAAAGGUAGUUUCAGCUUCAUUCGCCCCACUGAAGUCACUUUUCAAUAAUAUAUCAUUUUAUAUAUAGCAAUUUCCUUACGUGAUUAUAUGCCCCAUAUGCAGCAUUACCAGUGGACCAAACAUGAAUAUGGCUCCAACAGCUCCCAUGCUGAACGUGAGGUUGGGGGCAUUCUCAAACCAUUCCUUGGCAUCAAAAGGGCAUGUCCCACCCCCGUCUGGGGCUAAAAGGGAGCAUUUUCAGUAAUAACAUUGGAUUAGGACAUUGUACGGCCAAGCAGUUUCUUUGUAUUUUAUUUAAGGUGGCUAUAAAGGUAGAAUGUUACUUUAAGAAAAAUCACUUUAUAUAAUAUUUUAUAGAAUAAAAGAAUGUUUGUGUACUUUUAUAAUGUAUGUGCAGGACAUAUGCUUACAUCCCAUAUUUACAGAGCUAGAGGUUGGAUCUAUGUGUUGGAUGGCAACAUUUUAUAUACAUUGUAUAGGUUCCAAAUGGAGCCUGAUUGACAGAAAGCCAUAUAUGUGAUCUAAUCAUAUAAUAAAUGUCAUAUUAAACCUGUCCUAGAAGUCAGAUCAGGGGAGCUGAGCUGCAGUGCGUCGGUAGACGGAGCUUUUCAUCCGGUGGCUGCCCAAAACAGUUGGUUGGCGGGUUGAGCUAUCCUGAUAAAUUGUUACACUGUGUUACGCCAAUGAGGAUUGUCUCUUUGCUGUUGUAUCAAUCCAUAUGUCAUGCUUCUCCCAGUCUAAGGGCCCAUUCACACGACCUUAUGUAUUUCGCGCCCCGCAAAAAAUAUGGAUGAUGUCCUUGUGAAAUCUGCGUUGCAUCCGUUAGUUUUUUUGUGGACCCAUUGUAACAAUGCCUAUGC